AUGCGCACUUUCUUCGUUGUUGUCGGGCUCCUCGAAGCCGCGGUCGCUUUUGUUAAUGCAGCGCCCUCCGGCCACGAGGCAUUCGUCAACGUCAGCGCCAACAUCGCCGCGGCUAUGGACACUACCGCGCCGAAAAAAAUCACGGUUGAGAUGCCCACUUCGCUUCUCGCCGACCUCCACGGUAUUAACAUGACGGAAACCUUCACGACCGCCAUCGUCAUGGCCGACGCUUCCGACAAGUUAAAGUUCAACUACCUUGUCGCGAACAUCGAGGAGCCCGGCGUGCUCACGCAGGCCGGGAGCGUCAAGUGCGAGACGUCUUCCGCGUCCCCGACCUUCGAGGAGAUCCAGGGCUGCGCCGCCAAGCUCGAGGCGAGGAAAAAGACCUGCAUGCAGAGCAACCGCUACGGCUCCCGCUGCACUAGGCUCGAGCACUACAAGGGCGGCGACGUCUCUUUGUGUGGCGAGCACAAGGCAAUGGUUCACUGCCAUGACCUCUCUUGGGUUGUCAAGGAGAUCAUGUUCCGGUGCGCCAACUACGACUUCCAUAGGGCCGGCGGCACCUAUGCGUUCGCUGGAAAUGCCCCCCUGAAGGGUGUCGUCCAUUAG
Molecule: messenger RNA, 609 nt
Organism: Tricharina praecox
Lineage: Eukaryota; Fungi; Ascomycota; Pezizomycetes; Pezizales; Pyronemataceae
Exons: 1
Coding region: 1-609 (202 amino acids)
Source: RefSeq, a predicted model, not a curated record